This is a messenger RNA of Ipomoea triloba (trilobed morning glory), 825 nucleotides long. RefSeq lists its product as uncharacterized. Gene Ontology annotation, biological process: telomere maintenance; DNA repair. The coding region runs from base 1 to 825 and encodes 274 amino acids. Lineage: Eukaryota; Viridiplantae; Streptophyta; Magnoliopsida; Solanales; Convolvulaceae. The transcript has a single exon. The record is from RefSeq and is a predicted model, not a curated record. Gene Ontology annotation, molecular function: DNA helicase activity.
AUGCCGUUUGGGGGGAAAACAGUUGUUCUUGGUGGAGAUUUCAGGCAAAUCCUACCAGUUAUUCCAAAGGGCACAAGACAAGAUAUAGUUGGGGCAACAAUCAACUCUUCGUAUUUAUGGAGGUACUGUAAAGUUUUGAGGCUGACAAAAAAUCUACGUCUAACAGCAAUUCAAGCACCUGAAGAACGACAACAAACUGACCAAUUUGCAAAGUGGAUUGCUGAUAUCGGUGACGGAGUAAGUUCGGAAUGCACUGAUGAAGAAGAUGAUCUGAUUAUUCCUAACCACAUAUUGUUGCAGUAUGUAGAUAAUCCUAUUGCUGCAAUUGUUGAAAGCACAUUUCCUAAUUAUGAAAUUGCAUGCACUGACUCUCAAUUCCUACUUAGCCGUGCAAUUUUGGCUCCAACCUUGGAUGUGGUAGAUAGCAUCAACGAUUAUAUGAAUGAAAUGAACAAGGGAGAUUCCAAAACAUAUCUCAGUUGUGAUACGGUCUGUAAAGCAGACAAUUCAGGAGAUACGCUAGGAGAUUUGCAUACACCGGAGUUCCUCAAUGGCUUACGGUGUUCUGGAAUACCAAACCAUUCUUCGACUAUUAAAGUUGGAUCACCUGUUAUGCUUUUGAGGAAUAUUGAUCACUCAUUAGGACUCUGUAACGGUACUAGGUUAAUUGUUACAAGGUUGGCUAAUCACGUUUUGGAGGCGAAAAUCAUGUCUGGAACACAUAAAGGAACAAAAGUUCUUAUUCCUAGGAUGUUGUUAACACCUUCUAACACCAGAUUGCCAUUCAAGUUCCAAAGAAAACAGUUUCCAUUGAUGCUAUCAUAG